Molecule: messenger RNA, 1663 nt
Organism: Gracilinanus agilis (Agile Gracile Mouse Opossum)
Lineage: Eukaryota; Metazoa; Chordata; Mammalia; Didelphimorphia; Didelphidae
Gene: ENTPD1
Product: ectonucleoside triphosphate diphosphohydrolase 1
Exons: 9
Coding region: 141-1490 (449 amino acids)
Biological process (GO): nucleoside diphosphate catabolic process
Cellular component (GO): plasma membrane
Molecular function (GO): UDP phosphatase activity; GDP phosphatase activity
Source: RefSeq, a predicted model, not a curated record
AAAAUAUCCUGGUCAUCCUUGCAUUCUUAUUUUUCUUGGCUGUGAUUGCUUUAAUCACAGUGGGACUAACCCAGAACAAGACACUGCCAGAAAAUGUUAAGUAUGGGAUCGUGCUGGAUGCUGGCUCUUCUCACACCAACAUGUACAUCUACAACUGGCCAGCAGAGAAAGAGAAUGACACUGGAGUGGUACAACAGGUGGAAGUGUGCAAGGUACAAGGUCCGGGCAUCUCAGGAUAUUCCCAGAAUGUGAAAGAUGUAGGCUUUUACCUCAACAAAUGCAUGGACAGAGCUCAGCAAGUGAUUCCUGAGGAGCAGCACCAGAAGACCCCUGUUUAUCUCGGAGCCACAGCUGGCAUGAGGUUGCUCAGGCUGGAGAGCAGCGACCUGGCAGACAGAGUCCUGGCAGCUGUGAGACAGAGCCUCACUUCUUAUCCUUUUGAUUUCCAAGGGGCCAGGAUCAUCACUGGCCAGGAAGAAGGUGCCUAUGGCUGGAUUACCAUUAACUACUUGUUAGGCAAAUUCAACCAGAAUAUCAGCUGGCUCCGUUUUCUGCCCAGAAGAGAAGGUCCUCAGGAAACCUCCGGGGCCUUGGACCUUGGAGGAGCCUCGACACAAAUAACUUUCGUGCCCCUCAACGAGCAGAUUGAGUCCCAAGACAAUUCCCUACACUUCCGUCUCUAUGGCAAGAACUAUGAUGUAUAUACACACAGCUUCCUGUGUUAUGGGAAGGAUCAGGCUCUCCGGCUAAAACUGGUCAGCAAUAUUCAGGAUGCAGAGAAUGAAGUCUUAAAUGAACCCUGCUUCCACCCUGGCUAUAAAAGAGUUGUGAACAUAAGUGAGCUCUUCAACACACCCUGUAUCAAAGAGGAUGAGAAAUCCCUUAAGUUUCGGAAACUUGUUGUAAUGGGCACUGGAAACUACUCAGCAUGCAGGCAGAGCAUUCAAAAGAUCUUCAACACCACCUAUUGUCCUUACUCAAGGUGUUCUUUCAAUGGGGUUUUCCUACCACCCUUACAAGGAGAUUUUGGGGCCUUUUCUGCCUUUUACUUUGUGAUGGACUUCCUGAACUUGACUGAGCCAGGUUCUUCUUUGGAAAAGAUGAUUACCAAAAUACAAAACUUCUGCUCUGAACCCUGGGAUGAGCUAAAAACACAAUUUCAUAACAUCAAAGAAAAGUACCUCAGUGAAUAUUGCUUCUCUGGAACCUACAUUCUUACCCUCCUACGGCUAGGAUAUGGAUUCAGUGAGGACAACUGGAAAGAUAUUCAGUUCAUGGGCAAGAUCAGUGGAAGUGAUGCUGGAUGGACCUUGGGUUACAUGCUGAACUUGACCAACAUGAUCCCAGCAGAGCAGCCUUUGUAUCCACCUCUCUCCCAUUCGACGUAUGUCUUCCUCAUGGUCCUCUUCUCCCUGGUCCUAGCUGGUGUUUUCUUCAUUGGAUGGCUUAUCUUUAGAAAGCCUUCAUGCCUCCAGAAAGGAACUGUAUAGCAAGUCUAGCUGAGAUCAGCUGGGUUAGAGCAUGGUUGAAACUCUUAGAGGGCGGACUUUUCUCCCUCCUGCACUUUCAUGCUGCACUUCUUCAUGGGGGUCAAUCUUACCAGCCCAAUGCUUCCCUUGACUUCUGCUGCAGAAUUUUUCUCAGGAGGGUAUCUUGCCAUCUG